This is a messenger RNA of Solanum pennellii, 2020 nucleotides long. Its product is annotated as T-complex protein 1 subunit gamma. The record is from RefSeq and is a predicted model, not a curated record. Gene Ontology annotation, cellular component: chaperonin-containing T-complex. Bases 130 to 1803 code for a protein of 557 amino acids. The transcript has 13 exons. Gene Ontology annotation, molecular function: ATP-dependent protein folding chaperone; ATP hydrolysis activity; ATP binding. Gene Ontology annotation, biological process: protein folding. NCBI's taxonomy places the organism in Eukaryota, Viridiplantae, Streptophyta, Magnoliopsida, Solanales, Solanaceae.
GAUAGAGAUCAUAGUGAAGUGUUCUCUCUGCCCUAACCCACCCACCCACCCCCCUCUUGCGAACCCCACAAUCUACGAAGAACAGAAAUCUCAACAUUUCCAUUCUAGGUCACCAUUCAAAUUAGCAAGAUGCAUGCUCCAGUUCUUGUUAUGCAGGAUUCUAUGAAACGCGAGCAAGGUGGCAAGGUUCAGCGGGCGAAUAUUCAGGCGGCAAAGGCUGUUGCUGACAUUAUCCGUACCACUUUGGGACCACGAUCCAUGUUAAAAAUGCUCCUUGAUGCUGCUGGAGGAAUUGUAGUAACCAAUGAUGGAAAUGCAAUUCUCCGUGAGCUAGAUCUUGCUCACCCUGCAGCCAAGUCAAUGAUUGAACUAAGCCGCACCCAAGAUGAAGAGGUAGGAGACGGAACAACAUCAGUAAUUGUCCUUGCUGGUGAGAUGCUCCAUGUUGCGGAAGCUUUUAUUGACAAGAAGUAUCAUCCUACAGUAAUAUGUAGAGCUUACGCUAAAGCUCUUGAGGAUGCUGUUGCCGUGCUUGACAAAACUGCAAUCACAGUUGAUGUUGAAGAUCGUGAAACAAUGUUGGGUCUGGUUAAGAGUUGCAUCGGCACAAAAUUUACUAGUCAAUUUGGGGAUUUAAUUUCAGAUUUAGCAAUUGAUGCUACAAGAAUGGUUGGUGUGGAACUUGGCCAAGGGUUACGUGAGGUGGACAUCAAGAAGUACAUCAAGGUUGAGAAGGUGCCUGGUGGGCAGUUGGAAGACUCUGUGGUGCUUAAAGGAGUAAUGAUGAACAAAGAUGUAGUUGCCCCUGGCAAAAUGAAGAGAAAGAUUGUAAACCCUCGCAUCAUUCUACUUGAUUGUCCUCUAGAGUACAAGAAAGGUGAGAACCAAACCAAUGCAGAGCUCCUUAGAGAGGAGGAUUGGACUGUCCUCUUGAAAAUGGAAGAAGAGUACAUUGAGAACAUGUGCGCACAGAUACUUAAAUUCAAGCCGGAUGUGGUUAUUACUGAAAAGGGACUCAGUGAUCUGGCAUGCCAUUAUCUGUGCAAGGCUGGUGUCAGUGCAAUCAGAAGGCUAAGGAAGACAGACAAUAACAGAAUUGCUAAGGCAUGUGGGGCAGUUAUUGUUAAUAGACCUGAUGAGUUGCAAGAAUCUGAUGUUGGUACUGGUGCCGGUCUGUUUGAAGUGAAAAAAAUUGGGGAUGAGUUCUUUACUUUUAUUGUCGAUUGCAAGGAUCCGAAAGCAUGUACUAUACUUUUAAGGGGUGCGAGCAAAGAUCUACUGAAUGAAGUAGAAAGAAAUCUACAGGAUGCCAUGUCUGUCGCUAGAAACAUCAUCAAGUGUCCUAAGCUAGUUCCCGGUGGUGGUGCAACAGAGUUAACUGUAUCUGCCAUGUUAAAGCAGAAAAGUUCAUCCGUUGAAGGCAUAGAAAAGUGGCCGUAUGAAGCUGCUGCAAUUGCUUUUGAAGCUAUACCACGAACUUUGGCUCAGAACUGCGGUGUAAAUGUGAUUCGUACUAUGACCGCUCUUCAAGGAAAGCAUGCAAAUGGCGAGAAUGCAUGGAUAGGCAUUGACGGAAACACUGGUGAGAUUACCGACAUGAAAGAGCGGAAGAUAUGGGAUUCCUAUGCUGUAAAAGCACAGGCUUUUAAAACUGCCAUUGAAGCUGCUUGCCUACUUCUGAGAAUUGAUGACAUUGUGAGUGGAAUAAAGAAGAAGCAAGCCCCUGGAGCAGGACAAGGUCCAUCGAAACCAAAAAUAGACGAAGAAGGUGAUGCAGACAAUGACCAGCUAAUUCCGGAAUGAACAUGAUACUAUGCUGCCCUUGACUGAUUGCUUGAACUUUUUGUGCUUGACAUGUAACUUCUGCUGUUUUUGACUGCUGGCAGUUGUUGGUUGUCAUAUGUUCACGUUGUAUUUGAUAUAGAUUGUGUUUCAGUUUUUGGUUUUAAAUUAAAUUUGAUGUUGCGAGUACAAUGACUAAUCAAUGUAGGGGUAUCAUUAUAGGCCUGUUUUUCAAGGA